GCUAUCCAUUUGGAUGGUACGCUGGUACGAACGACCAGCUUCAGCGAGAACGUGACGUAUUUCCCUUGCUCCAGCCUUCCAGUUUGUCAUUUGUGUUUCUGUCGAGCCACGAGGGGGAGUAGUAGCAGGCUAGUCAUCAUUAGCAACAUAGCCUCUUUAGCAAACCAGUUUGAAAACACAACUUUACAUUGAAUUGCACGCAAAGCAUGACCGUGCAAUGCAUAAAUUGGUGACCGGAUUAAAGCAGCAAUGAAAUCCAGUGUGUAAGAGGAUUUAAAAACGACAUUAAAACCUCCAACGUGGUACCAAAACAAAGAAAAUACAUCUCAACCCCCAUUAACUAUGGGCGCAGCCAUCUUCUUUACAAGUUAUACAGCCCUGCUCGCUCUACUUUGAAAGCGACGAGAUACUACGACCAAAGGGGGGCGUGCCUCAGUGAAAUGCCGCAAGAAAUGCUGGGAGAUUUGCGACUUUACCACUUCGUACAUCCAAAUGGAUAGCAGCAUAAUAUCGUCCCUGACCCGUGACGACUUCCUCUUCCGCUGAGAACCUCUGGAAAAAACAUUAUUGCCUUCACUUUUAACUUUGAUUAAACACUUUAACUGUACACUUCAGUCAUUUAAUUUAACAUCACCUAUUAUCUACUGGAGACACGGUCUCGUUGGAAGGACUCGUUCUGUUUUCAGCGGAUAGCCACCUUCACUGCGUUAGCAUCGUUAGCCUAGCAGCUAGCCGCCGCCGGUCUAAUCCUCAGUUUGAAUCCGCCCGCCUGGAGGAGACACACAUCGCCCGGAGGAGACACACCGCCUGGAGGAGACACACCGCCUGGAGGAGACUCACGUUCCUGUCCUUAGAGAGAUGGACCUACAAGGGGGUUCUGAGCCCAUGUCCCUGGGCUCCCCCACGUCCCCCAAGCCCGGGCCUGGAGCCCAGUUCCUGCCUGGUUUCCUCAUGGGUGACCUGCCGGCUCCAGCCAGCCCCCAGCCUCGGUCCUUCAGUCUGUCUGCUCCAGGGUUGGAGCCCAGGACUCCGCUCCACUCCGCAGGCUCCACCCCUCAGCCCAUCCUUCACACUCCAAAGGACAAGAGUGGAGCACCGCCGGCCCGCAGUAUCUAUGACGACCUGACCGCCUCUGGGGCCACACCCAUCAACCUCUACAGACAGCCCUUUACAGGUUUCCAGUCCCCUAUGUCUGGACAUCAAGCUCCUGGCUCAGGGGUGUUAUCUCCAGCGCAGGUGGAUCCCUUCUACAGCCAGGGGGAGGCGCUGUCCUCUGAAGACCAGCUGGACCAGACGUGGGUCACUGUAUUCGGGUUUCCUCCUGCUUCUGCCUCCUACAUCCUGCUGCAGUUCUCCCAGUACGGCAACAUCCUUCACCACACGAUGUCUUCUCCGGGGAACUGGAUGCACCUCCAGUACCAGUCCAAGCUGCAGGCCAGGAAGGCACUGUCUAAGGAUGGCAAGGUGUUCGGAGACUGCAUAAUGGUGGGGGUUAAACCCUGCAUAGACAAGAGCGUGAUGGAGGGUUUGGACCGGGCCUCCACCACCAGCUCUGUGUGUACUCCCCAUCAGCUCCCCUCCACCCCUCUCCACCUCCCAUCCUCUCACAACCAUUCCGCCCUCCUCCCCUCCACUCCACGCUCCUCCAUGAGGCCGCUGAGUGCUGCCUACAAGGCUUCUAGUAGUGACUACCAGGUUGUGGCCGACAAACUGACACCCAGGAAAGAUGAUACCUUUGUGUCUAAAGCUAUGGAGUACAUGUUUGGCUGGUAGCUGUGUGUGUCCUUUUUUAAUCUGAUAUGGUUGCAAUAAAAUUGAGAAUUUGUUUGUUA
Molecule: messenger RNA, 1832 nt
Organism: Gadus macrocephalus (Pacific cod)
Lineage: Eukaryota; Metazoa; Chordata; Actinopteri; Gadiformes; Gadidae
Gene: nup35
Product: nucleoporin 35
Exons: 10
Coding region: 859-1773 (304 amino acids)
Biological process (GO): regulation of DNA-templated transcription; NLS-bearing protein import into nucleus; nuclear pore organization
Cellular component (GO): nuclear membrane; nuclear pore central transport channel; nuclear pore nuclear basket
Molecular function (GO): single-stranded DNA binding; phospholipid binding; structural constituent of nuclear pore
Source: RefSeq, a predicted model, not a curated record